Messenger RNA from Dermacentor andersoni, 4847 nucleotides. RefSeq lists its product as uncharacterized. The record is from RefSeq and is a predicted model, not a curated record. NCBI's taxonomy places the organism in Eukaryota, Metazoa, Arthropoda, Arachnida, Ixodida, Ixodidae.
UCCUUUUGCGCGCACGCACGCGCGGAGGUAUUUCUGAUUGCGCCAGUCAUUUGCUGCUUGCGAGUGCUAUAGUCUUCGCGCAUGCAAUGCUGCGGCCGUCGAACAGUUCCACUCAGCAUUAAAGGAUUUCUCAUUCGCUCGCUGCAAGUUCGUUCUUGUUUCUUUUGGAGGAUCAGUACAGAGAAUAUCGUCUGCUACCGAAUGUCGCAGCAGACGACCCGGAUGCCCAAUAGUGCGUAGUGUAGCAAGGUGAAUUAAGGUGCAUGUUUCGCUGAUGACCGAUUCACAGUGCCCCGCUAGCUUUCUUUUUGAUAUCAUAUUACGGUUGUUCAUUACCACUACCUUGCACCGUUAUGAUGGAGCGAUGAAACUCGCCAUACUCGUUGAAAGAAUAAACGGAAGCGGCGCUUCAGGGUCGCGGUCGUUUCCAAGGGUGCUUAUGCUUGAUCAAGCGUCAAAUGCAUUCAGCAGGUAGCGACACACCCGGCUGCUUUGCGGGAUCGCUUGCAAAUGGGACGCUGCAAAUCGCGGUGCGACCGCGUUUUUUGUGCCCCGCGCGAGCGCCAGGAUAUUCCGCCAGCCACGUCAUUCGCCAAGCCCUGCAAAAAGGGAACGCUGACUAAACUGGUUGGCCGCCGAUGGAUAUUCUUACCUGUGUGGAAAGAGCGCUAUUGUGUGCUAGACGGCAACAAGCUGUACUACUACGACAGCGAGACGAGCAAGGGCACAAACUCCCACUGUGGUGUAAUCAACUUGGACCUUUUCGAUCUCUGUGAGGAAUACGAGAGCAAAUCCGUCCAGAAUGGAUUCAUCAUCACAAACGCCAACCGAGGAUUCUUUGACGAAUACCAUACUUUUGCUGCUGGUACCUUAUCAGAGGUGUGUGACUGGAUAGCACACAUCCGUACACAGUUGAAUCAGUCCAUAGUGCAGAAACGGACAUCCUUUCUCAGGAAGUCACUUGCAAAACGGAAGACCAGGAAAUCCCUUGAAAGCCAGGCAAAUGUUGAGAGCAGUCCUCAGGUUCCAGAUCCAACAUUGGACAUCCCUGGUAAAGAACCACUCGAAAGCAUCACUAAAAAUCGAGCCAAAGGCCCCGCGGGGAGACGACUGCCACAGCGGAAGUCGCAGAUGCCAAAAUCUCUUUCUCAAGAAGUAAGCAGUCAAAAGGUCUCAAUUUCUCACAAGCAGGAAGUGGUUACAGAGGAAGCAGAACCAACGGAGGUGGGUGCAAAGUCUGAGACAGAUAAGCCAAGGCCAGCAUCGGCUCUCUUGUACCACUAUAGUUCUAGCGAGGAGGACGACACGGAUAAAACAAGAGAGCCUGAAUCUGCCAGCCAAACUGAAGACACCAGGGAGCCAAGCCAUAAGCCGCCUGAUGGAUCAUGCACUCCAAACACACGCACAGAAACAAUGCAGGAUCGGCUGAGAAAACUGCGCGAGGAGCUGUCCUGCCACGUGGAUGACGUGACAAUGAAGUCCCUCCUUGAACGAUUGAGCUACUGUGAACUCGAACUGCAAGUGGCAGUACAGACUGUGCAGCAGGUCCUGGACGAAGCGUCAGCUGUGCUCGCAAAGACCAAGGGGGCCACCAAGCAGCAGCCGCCGCCAGUGCCUGCUUAGUCUUUGCACGUCCUGGUGAUGCCGGAGAGUGCUGCACUUGUCUCCGUCAAGGAGAGGACAUGAACUGCUGCGGAGGAGUGCGCGGCUGGCAACAGAGCAUGUAGUCUGCACAAGCACAGCCGCUAGUUGGGGUGGCGGGGAGGGGGGGGGGGGCAUAGUUGCAUACAAAGAUUAACCAGAGGGAAGCCUGCUGCUGCGUUCAACUAACAUGGUUGUGAUGGGUAGUGCAAUAUUUCUGGCUUCACUUUUGUGGCUUGAAAUGUUAAACUCAAAGUGCUGUAAUUUGACUGUUUUCUGUGUUGUGUGAUAUGCAGCGCAAAUGAGGCACGCAGAUGACAAAGAAGGCUAAGACAGGGCGUGCCUCUUUUAUGAGACACAUUGCAUAAUUCAAUACCAAUGUGCUCGUCAGUCUGCGCUUCAGUAUUUUCAAUGCCUUGCUAAAAAAAAAAAAGUAAUCGUACAGAACGUAAAAGGCCAUGGUGGGCAUGGCUGUCCAAAUGCUAAUAGCCAGAUUUCGCAGUUGCGGUUCAUUACAUCAAACACUCACUCACGCAGUGAACUUUACUUUAGAAAUAAAUUGCAUUAACUCCUGAAUUUUAAUAAAGUGCUGACACGGGCCAGUUGGUACAUGUCUGAAAAAACAAAUAACAGCACACAACGGGACGUGCAGACUGAGAUAGAGAGCGCUUCGUCUGCUGUCUGCACGUCCCAUUGCUUGCACCGUUAUUAGUUUCUUUUCCCUGAAUUUUAGCUUUUAAAUAUUGCAAGCAAAUGUGAUGAUGAAGGGAGCCACAACAUAUUCUCAGUGAAAUUCACUGGUGGAGUGAGGGAAAAUGUGCACACUACCUGCAAAUUUUCAUGGUGCAGUUGAACCUUGUUAUAACAUACAUCAACAUAAAAAUACCUUUAUUAUAUCUGAUAUUCGUUUAAGCAUGUGUUUCUUACACGCUGAUAUUAGCAACAGACAUUAACUUUAGUUCGUUAUAUCUGAUAAUUCAUUAAAUCAAGGUUUGACUAUUUGAACAGCAGCAGCAGAUUGCCCUCCAGUAAUAUUUGUGCGAGAGUAUGUAAGGGGGAGGGAUGUAAGCACCACAUCCAUGUCUUUGUGUGCUGCCCCUGCAUCGUGUCCCUGUGGUGCUAUGCCCAUCUAGCGGCAGCCUGGCGCACUUCACGCCAUCAUUACUAGUCAAAAGAAAUGUGAGAAGCCCAAAGCAGUGCCUUGAGGCAGGUUUUAGAUUUGAUGUUGCACUGGCCUUAUCGAAUUCAACCUGGUUUGCUGUGGUUUUUAUGUUCCUAGUGUAUGAUGAUGAGAAAUUUUAUUAGAACUGCCUUGGCCACACUUUCUUGAAAGAAACUGUAGGUACUCCAUGCCGAUGGAGGAACACGGCCUUAGUCUGCGAGAACUGUCCAGCGCAUGGAACAGAACAUUGCUCCGAAAUGGGGAGGUUUGUCUGUGUUAAGAGAGCUGCUAAUGAGAAACGCCAAGUUAAACUAGAUUGGUGGAUUGCACUUUUGUAAUGACAGAAAGGCCAGUCUUAAUAUGACUGAUGACUUGGUGGGCCAGAGCUGAUGGAAACCAAAAAGAAAGAACUAGUAGGGACACUGCAUUGCUAGUACCCCAUGAACUCUUUUAGAUUUAGAUAGAAUUUGGCAGCAUUUGCUGCACAAUGAAAGGAGGAUCACAUCACAUUUGGAAAUGCCUACAGACUAAGCUUGUCAAAAAUAUGUUAAUAGUGAAAUCUCAGACGUCACACCAACAUUGUUAUCGUAGCUUUGGUGAAGGUUCAUUUUCUCUUCAUGGAAUUUUUCUCUGCUAAGAGUCAACGUUUUUAUGCAAAAUGAAUUCAAAUGGAGUUUUGAAAGAAGUCCUACCAUUCUGCAGCGAGAUUACCGUAAUUUUUUUCUGCUAAUAGUGAACAAUUUUUCACAAUAUAAAUGGAAAUAGUUUUGGUGAAAAUUCUACCAAUCUAAAUUGACUUGGUGUCACUCUGUGGUGUUCCUUUUUCAGUGGCUAGCUGAUGAUGUAACACAAUCUGGUAGUGGAGAAAUCUAAUGUUGCAGAACACCCUGGAGGGAGUGAGACUCCCUUGAUAAAAAAAAAUUGCCUUAAUUCUGGUAAAUUUAUGCCUCUUAAGCUAAAGAGUGCCUGCAGUGUAUUAUGAAGGCCAUAGGGAAGUGCAUAUUGUAGAUAUAUUGGUUGUUGCCUACGGUGGACGGGGGACUUGACUGUGCGAUCAGAAAGAGAAUGCAUUCUUAUUUGAGUGUACAAUGUUUUCUAAUAUUGUGUUGGUAACUGUCCUUUUAUUUUUUUGUUCGCUUCACUGAAAGCACAUAUGCAUGGUCCGAUAUCCAUAUUUAUGCGUACAGCAGACAUGUCAAGGAUCGAAAGGUUGUUGCUGAUGUUGCUGUCAUUAUGGUUGCGUAGCUAACAUGACCGGAAAGCAUGAGAGAUGCAUCAUUUUCUUCAAGGAAAUUUCGCACGGUGUCGAGUGUAGCUGCCCAAAUUGAUGCUGUGAUUACGCUAUCUAAUGCACAACCUGCUGCAAUUUCUUGUGAAGUGUGCACAACAGAUGAAAAACAAUGGCACUUGUGGCUGGCUAGUACAAAGGUGCUGCCAUGUUCCAAGCAAUAAUAGUAGCUCACUGCACUGACAUUUAUGCAGAAGCCUUUGCUUGCAGCCAGGCACAUUUCUUUUGUUAUCUCUCAGUUUUCCAAGUUUGCUUUUUGCUACAAAAAGUGGAAUUGAGACAGGACUACUGGGUGUGUUAUACAAUUAGCACAUGUCCUUGCCACUCUGAAUGCUGAAAAUUGUUGCACUCUCAAUUCGUGACAUUUUCUGACUUGUAAUUUUUAUUAGCAAAUGAAGGUUUAAGUUCUUUAGACCCAAGAAAAAAUGCUUUCAGGCAUCAGAGUGCCUUAAAUAACUUACUGUAGUACUCGUGUCUACAAACCAGUUUCAGUACCUAAUAGAUGGGCGCAUUACAAUGUUGUGAAACACUAGCUCGCUCUGUUCUUGCAAUGGCUGCGACUGCCACAUGCGAGCGCAGCCAGAAACAAACGUGUUUCCGAUGUCAAUUUGUUUAUAAGCAGCAUAAUCAUAGCUAGUUUUGUCAAUGUUGGCAAAACUUCUCUGUUAUGGUGUCACGAUAAUGUUCAUAAAAGCCAGGUUUGGCAUUUUAAGACGAACUUUAGCACCAAAUUAAAAUAUCACUUGUGUUUCUCAA